This is a messenger RNA of Pyricularia grisea, 875 nucleotides long. RefSeq lists its product as uncharacterized. Bases 189 to 875 code for a protein of 228 amino acids. The transcript is spliced from 2 exons. The record is from RefSeq and is a predicted model, not a curated record. Lineage: Eukaryota; Fungi; Ascomycota; Sordariomycetes; Magnaporthales; Pyriculariaceae.
CCUCCACUCCCAAGGUGUGUCCGGCAUCGCAUCCACCGAAACGCUACGCCGAUCUUGUGCCGAUUUCGCGCAACUCCACCAAGGAACCGAGGAGAAGAAGCGCUAUAGCUUCUGUCAACCGAGACGCGUCGUCUGCGGCAACCAAACAGAACAACCCAACCAAACACGAGCAAACAAAGUCGUCAACAAUGGGGAUUAUUCGCAAAACCCUGGUCGCGGGCACAGUGACCGCAGCAGCUACCCUGGGCUACAUCGGCAGCGCCACCACCCUCACGAGACCACUCCCCGUCAACGAUAGCGUGUUCAGCUCAAAGCUCUACAAGAAGUACAACAUCCACCGAAACCCGCCGACCCAGGAUGUCGUGACGAAGCGCGUGCCCCUAGACAAGAUCCGUCCAGAGUUGUUGGAGAAGGAAGGCGACAUCGUACUCGAGUUUUGCCGCGGUGUUUGGACUAGCCCUGCCUACGAAAUCCAGCGUCGAUACCUAGCGCGUAAAUACCACAACGCCUCUACCUCGACCGAUCAAGACCUCUGGUCCAAGGAGCAGCUGUCGGCCUCGACGUACGAGCCGGGAACUAUCAUAACGGAUCACUUCCAGGUCCUUGAGAAGACGCCGACGUCCAUCACGGUGCGGUGCGGAGACUCGCCGCGCAACCAGGGCCCGCGCGACUCGGACGGCCUCUUCACCUUCUCGGCGGUGGUGGACAGGGAACGCGGAGAGGUCGAGCUGGGGCUCAAGAGUACCCUCUUCCCCAGUUCGAGGAAGCUAGAGGGCGACGAGGCAAAGCCUCCCAUGCCGCCCUGGAUGGAUGACCUACACACGUGGUACGCGAGGUUUUGGAUGAUUUCUGGGUACCGCAGGUUAUUGAAGUAG